Molecule: messenger RNA, 1032 nt
Organism: Nematolebias whitei (Rio pearlfish)
Lineage: Eukaryota; Metazoa; Chordata; Actinopteri; Cyprinodontiformes; Rivulidae
Product: C-C chemokine receptor type 4
Exons: 4
Coding region: 1-1032 (343 amino acids)
Biological process (GO): immune response; G protein-coupled receptor signaling pathway; chemotaxis
Cellular component (GO): membrane
Molecular function (GO): chemokine receptor activity
Source: RefSeq, a predicted model, not a curated record
AUGUGCAUCACGAACGAGUCAGGGAACACCUCAGAGAUGUACGAGGAGUAUUACUAUGGCUUCUGUGACAACGAAAUCACUUCAGUUUUCCCCAAUGUUUCAAAAGUCCGCCUGGUUUUUUACUACACACUCUUUGGCCUGGGUCUACUGGGAAACUGGACGGUUCUCUGGGUUCUCCUACGAUACUCAAAGCUGAGAACCAUGACAGACGUGUUUCUCUUGAAUUUGGUCAUGUCGGACCUUUUGCUGGCCGUGUCCCUGCCCGUCUGGGCCUACAGCUCUGAGAGCAUUGCAUCAUGCAAACUCAUUACUGGACUCUACCAGUUAGGUUUCUACAGCGGCACCUUGUUUGUGACCUUGAUGAGUAUGGACCGCUACCUCGCCAUCGUCCAUGCUGUGGCAGCCAUGCGGACACGAACACUUCGCUAUGGGAUUAUUGCCAGCGUCACAGUCUGGUUCAUAUCUGUGAUCAUGGCGGCCCCUCAGGUAGUAUUUGCCUCCUUGGUGGAUGAGAUGGAGGACAACUUCACCAUCCAGUGUCAUCCUGUGUACCCAGAGGAGAUGCAACAGUUUUGGAAAAAACGUCGAAACUUCAGCGAGAACACUGUGGGCCUUUUUAUCUGCCUCCCAGUCAUGAUUUUUUGCUACGUGAAGAUACUUAUUGUGCUCUCCCGGUCCAGAAACUCCAAAAAGGGCAAGGCAAUCAAGCUGAUCUUCACUGUGGUGUGUGUGUUUGUGGUAUGCUGGGUCCCCUACAACAUUUUGGUUUUCCUCCAGACUCUGGAGCUGCUUCAGGUACUGAACAGCUGCAACACUUCAAAGGCCAUAAACACAGCCAUGGGCUUUGCUGAGAUUAUUGCUCUGUCCCACUGCUGCAUAAACCCAGUGAUUUACGCUUUUAUCGGGGAGAAGUUCAGGAAAACGGUGGGCUAUGUGCUGAUGAAGCUUUCACCCUGUACCCAUCCCAGCAGAGGUCCGAUCAGUAGCCACACAGAUGACACCUCUAACACAGCUGUGAGAUCAGAUCUGUAA